CAGCAAACAGGAAAUUGAUUCUCUUUGCUUGGUACUUCCCUCCGAGUUUUACUUAUUACGCUGUCGCAGCGAAGGGACUCCACUUUGUCUUCGUCAACCUCCAAGUCUUCCUCUUCCGAAAAUUCAAGCUCCAGUCUUGGCGCGAGCUAGGGUUAGGUUUAGGGUUCGGGGACGGCACCUAAAACUUCGCAAAGCUGGAUAGCUACAGAAUAGACCGCUACGGCAACAACGACGACGACGGAGACGACCACUACGACUCGGUCCCCUACCGUCGACCCUCUCGUUUCUCCGACGCGCCCAUGAACCAGCAGAGCCACCACACUCGCCGCAGCCCCCCUAACUAUCAUGGUGGAGGUGGUGGUCGCGGUCCACACCGUGGCUUCGACAUCCCGCCGCGGGAGACUCCCGGUGGGUUCCGGCCAUUUGGGGGUGCCGGUGCCGGUGCCGGUGCCGGUGGUGGAGGGUUUGGUCCGAACUACCAGGACCCGCCCCCGAUAUCGGGUCAGAAACGAGGUUCUCCAGAUUGUUUCGAUAGAGGCAGCUUUGCCAAACUAUUUAUUGGAUCAGUUCCUAGGACAGCUACCGAGGAAGAUAUUCGCCCUGUGUUUGAAGAACAUGGAGAAGUGAUAGAGGUUGCUCUGAUCAAAGAUAAGAAAACAGGACAGCAGCAGGGUUGUUGUUUUAUAAAAUAUGCAACCUCAGAAGAAGCUGGUAGGGCAAUUAGAGCUCUGCAUAAUCAACAUACUCUUCCUGGGGGAGCAGGUCCUAUCCAAGUCAGAUAUGCUGAUGGGGAACGAGAACGCCUUGGUGCGGUUGAGUACAAAUUAUUUGUGGGAUCACUGAACAAACAAGCUACUGAAAAGGAAGUUGAGGAAAUUUUUUCACCAUAUGGUCGAGUUGAAGAUGUUUACCUCAUGCGUGAUGAAUUGAAGCAGAGUCGUGGAUGUGGAUUUGUAAAGUACUCUCAGAGAGAUAUGGCAUUGGCAGCUAUAAAUGGUCUUAAUGGGUUCUAUAAAAUGAGAGGUUGUGAUCAACCACUAACUGUCCGGUUUGCUGAUCCCAAAAGGCCUAGGCUUGGAGAUUCAAGGGGUCCUUCAUUUGGGGGUCCAGGUUUUGGUCCUCGAUUUCAAGCCCCAGGGGCAAGACCAAUGCCUAACUUUGGCAAUACUAUACGUGAUCAAAUUCCAACUAAUGUUUGGCAUCCAAUGAGUCCAGCAAACUUAGGACCAUCCCCCAGUCCUGGCUUGGUGGGCAAUUUGCUUCCUAGGUCAGGAGACAUGUCGUUGCCCUUGAAUUCGGGUGGCCAUGGCGGCUCUGCAGAGGGUCCUCUUCCUGGAAUGCAAGUUUCAUCUUCUUUAACAUCACAAAAGAGUUUUAACCAUUCUAUGCCACAUGUCGGCCAGCAGAUAUCUCCAUUACAGAAGUGUUUUCCGUCACCUCAGCAUUUGCCACCAUCCCUUGAACAGCACCCUCAAACUUCGGCAUCAAACUCACACACACAAACAGUGCGGGAGCUUGGUCAGGCUCAACUUCCUCAUUCUGCUGGUCAAGCACCAUUUAGUCAAGCAUUACCGUCACAACAGUUUAUUGGCUUGGGUGGACAGUUGUCUGUUCCUCAGCCUGAGGUUCAGAAAAGUUCAUCUUCUGCUACAGCACUACCAGCCCCUUUGAAUAUCAGCUUACAACCUCGAUCCAUGCCCACCGCAGCAAAUCAACAGCAGCUUGGUUCUGCUCCUGGUCAGCAACAACUGAUUCAGCCUCUUCAGCAGUCACCCUCUCCAUUAGCUCAGAUGCUGUCGCAGCAGACACAAACUCUGCAAGCGAGCUUUCAAUCAUCUCAGCAGGCGUUCUCCCAGCUCCAACAACAAUUGCAGCAAAUGCAACCAUCAAAUCAGGGUUUGGCAGUGCAUCAGAAUCCCCUGGCUACCAAACAGCAACAGUCCCAGUGGACUGGUGUUGCACCACAUACAGUUGCCAGCACCACUGCUCCCACACCAGCGGUGGAUGUGCCUUCAGUCACAUCUGUUGCUCCAGCUGUUCCUGGAACCCAGGCUAUAGCUCCUGCAAAAUGCAUUUGGACAGAGCACACCUCACCCGAUGGAUACAAGUACUAUUAUAAUAAUGCAACUGGUGAAAGCAGGUGGGAGAAACCUGCCGAACUUAUAUUGUUUGAGCAACAGCAGCAGCAACAAAAAGCAUCAGUUCAGCAGCCUCAUGCCCAAUCACUCCCUCCAAAUCGGUCUGUGCAGCAAAUUUCUCAAACCCAACAACUGCAUCAUCAAUCUCAGCUUCAACCACAGUUCCGGAACAACUUGCAGUUACAACAGCCCUCAUUUUCUUCAUCGUAUCUGGCCUCUGGAAUUAUGGGUCACCAAAAUGUUCAGGAUGGAAGUUAUUCACAAUUACCUACACCUAGUUCAGUUGGUGAUCCUUCACGCUUCCAACAGGCUGCUCAGGAGUGGACGUGGAAGAAUAAACCAACAGGGGCUUGAAGUGGUAGAGUGUAAGGUGGCACGUCAUCAGCAAAAGAACAGAUGCUGGGAGGAAGCCAAACGUUAGUGUAUUUCUAUCAAUUUUGAUCACGACGCAGCCAAUGGUCCUUGCUAGAGCUUGAAAAUGCUCAGUAGGAUGUGUAGUGGAAACGUUCUUCAGCUCUUAGUUCCUUUUUUGUGAGCAUUUUCAGUACCAUUAGGACCGGGCAACCAAUUGCCUAAAAUCGAGUUGUACGAUAUAAUUGUAAAACAUAGAAAUCCGAUAAUUAUCAGAUAAAUAUUAGUUUAGCUUGUAUUAAAACCUAAAGUAAUAUGUUAUUAGCAUUGCCAUCCAUAAUUAGCAAUACAAAGCUUCCUAAUUGAGCCUUCCACUCCACCGUUGGAAAGUGGCUUACCACA
This is a messenger RNA of Malus domestica (apple), 2891 nucleotides long. Its product is annotated as flowering time control protein FCA-like. Gene Ontology annotation, molecular function: mRNA binding; protein binding. The record is from RefSeq and is a predicted model, not a curated record. Gene Ontology annotation, biological process: positive regulation of mRNA splicing, via spliceosome. NCBI's taxonomy places the organism in Eukaryota, Viridiplantae, Streptophyta, Magnoliopsida, Rosales, Rosaceae. Gene Ontology annotation, cellular component: spliceosomal complex.